AGGCAUAUAAUAUCUCUAACUAAUAAUGGGCGUUCGAGAUUACGAACCUAAUCGUCACACGGCGAAGGGCCCCACCAAACCGGGAAACCGCGGCGGCCACCGACGACCUGCCGCCACGAGAAAGGUUUGGCGGCCGGCGGUUCCGUCGUGGGAGAAGGAGUUCUGCUUGAAGGCGUCCGCGGGGAUAUACCCCUCGUGGGACAAAUUCGUGGAGGCCAAAAAGUACGUCCACCUCUGCGGCGGCGACGGCGUCAUGCGGUGGGACGACUCGGCGGCCCGAGACUCCUUCCUCCGUUCUAAGGCGUUAUUUUACGCGGCCAAGUUCAACGUCCGCUCCGUCCUCGAAACCCCGUCCCCCGUCAGCAGGGACGAUAUCCUCUACGCGGAGGAAGUCGGUGGCGACGGGGGCGGGGAUUCUAAAGUAACCGACGAUCCCGAGCUCUGGGAGGGGCUGGACUCCGUCACGGACGACGGCGGCGGAGAAGAAGAGGUGGCGGCGAAAGAAAAUACUACUAGUGAGAAUGCGGCGGCGUUAUUAGGAGCGGAGGAAAUAAAGGCAACGGGAUGGGAUAUUGAGGCGGCGGAGGAAUAUGAUUGCAAUAAUCUUACGGGCCUCGUUGUUGGGGGUCGUCAUGGCCAAUAUUUUUGCUGCUGAAUGUAAUUUAACCUCAUAAACCAUCUGAAAUUUGUUUCUAUAUAUAUAUAUUGCCUACCUAAAAUCUACGUUUUUUCAUCAUGAACCAAAGUUUAUUCAAAAUCUACCUAGCUAUAUAUAUACCCUAGCUACUGUAAUAAUGCUCAAGAAUAUAAUGGGUUAAUUGGG
Cuscuta campestris is the source of this 823-nucleotide messenger RNA. NCBI's taxonomy places the organism in Eukaryota, Viridiplantae, Streptophyta, Magnoliopsida, Solanales, Convolvulaceae. The record is from the annotation of a GenBank genome assembly.